Molecule: messenger RNA, 4241 nt
Organism: Artibeus jamaicensis (Jamaican fruit-eating bat)
Lineage: Eukaryota; Metazoa; Chordata; Mammalia; Chiroptera; Phyllostomidae
Gene: FOXC1
Product: forkhead box C1
Exons: 1
Coding region: 862-2499 (545 amino acids)
Biological process (GO): cell differentiation; anatomical structure morphogenesis; regulation of transcription by RNA polymerase II
Molecular function (GO): RNA polymerase II cis-regulatory region sequence-specific DNA binding; DNA-binding transcription factor activity, RNA polymerase II-specific
Source: RefSeq, a predicted model, not a curated record
UGUGGGGCCCAGGAAGACCCAGAAAAUCUGCGAGAACAAUGGACAUCCGUGUGCACGGUCCGGGGCGGGAGACAGUGCCUGGCGUCGGUGGUGCGGGGUGCAGGUGGGGCGGACAAGCCGGCUGCCAGCACGGGCCACGGCUUGGGCGCGAGCCCUGGACCCAGCCGGCCGGCGCGCGUGUGGUCAGCCCCGCGGUCCUCCCGCGGUCCUCCCGCGGUCCCGCGCGGCCCGGCGGGGUUCGGCCUCCGGCUCAUUCAGAGGCGGUUCUCACUUCUCAUUGGCUGCUGCCUCUGCGGUAGGGCGGGGCUCCGCUGCCCGGAAAAAAAUGUAACUGCGUAAAAAAGUCUUCGCCUGGGUGUCGGAUGCUCAAAAGUUCAGAAGUUUUCCAAUGCUUCCUUAAGCGGCCGCGCGCGAGAGACUGAAAAAAAAAAGGUGACGCGGGGCCGGGGAAGGCGGCCGGCGCGCGGCCCCCCGCCCUGGUGAUUUGGCCGCCUUCGCCCGCGGCUCGAGGCAGCCUCCUGGAAGGCGUAGGUAGUGUAGCAAGAAGAGCGCCUUCUUGUUUUUAGUUUUGGCUUUUUUUUUUUUGGCCGUUCUUGCUUGGAAGUGGCUCCGCGAAUUUCUUCAAGGCCGGUCGUUGCGUCCUGGCCCGGCCCUCUCCCGUAGCACCGAUUCCCCUUCGCGGCCAGCGCGGGCCCUGAAGUGGCCGGAGGCGCACGGGGAGCCCGAGCGAGCGAAGGGGAGGCCGCGAGCAGCUGGCGGCUCCGCGAGGCCCGGACUCGGACCAGGCGGCCGGCGCGGCGCGGCCGACCGGAGCGAGGGUGGGGGGCGGCGGGCGGCGCGGGGCGGCGGCGAGCGGGGGCCAUGCAGGCGCGCUACUCCGUGUCCAGCCCCAACUCCCUGGGAGUGGUGCCCUACCUCGGCGGCGAGCAGAGCUACUACCGCGCGGCGGCGGCGGCGGCCGGGGGCGGCUACACCGCCAUGCCGGCCCCCAUGAGCGUGUACUCCCACCCCGCGCACGCGGAGCAGUAUCCCGGCGGCAUGGCCCGCGCCUACGGGCCCUACACGCCGCAGCCGCAGCCCAAGGACAUGGUGAAGCCGCCCUACAGCUACAUCGCUCUCAUUACCAUGGCCAUCCAGAACGCCCCCGACAAGAAGAUCACCCUCAAUGGCAUCUACCAGUUCAUCAUGGACCGCUUCCCCUUCUAUCGGGACAAUAAGCAGGGCUGGCAGAACAGCAUCCGCCACAACCUCUCGCUCAACGAGUGCUUCGUCAAGGUGCCCCGCGACGACAAGAAGCCGGGCAAGGGCAGCUACUGGACGCUGGACCCGGACUCGUACAACAUGUUCGAGAACGGUAGCUUCCUGCGGCGGCGGCGGCGCUUCAAGAAGAAGGACGCCGUGAAGGACAAGGAAGAGAAGGACCGGCUGCACCUCAAGGAGCCGCCGCCCGGCCGCCAGCCUCCGCCUGCGCCGCCGGAGCCGACCGACGGCGCCGCGCCCGGACCGCAGCCGCCGCCGGUGCGUAUCCAGGACAUCAAAACCGAGAACGGUACGUGCCCCUCGCCGCCCCAGCCCCUGUCCCCGGCCGCCGCCCUGGGCAGCGGCAACGCCGCUGCGGUGCCCAAAAUCGAGAGCCCCGACAGCAGCAGCAGCAGCCUGUCGAGCGGGAGCAGCCCCCCGGGCAGCCUGCCGUCCGCGCGGCCGCUGAGCCUGGACGGCGCCGAGUCCGCCCCGCCGCCACCGCCCGCGCAGCCGGCGCCGCAGCCGCACCACAGCCAGGGGUUCAGCGUGGACAACAUCAUGACGUCUCUGCGGGGGUCGCCUCAGGGCGCGGCGGCGGAGCUCGGCUCCGGCCUCCUAGCCUCCGCGGCUGGGUCCUCGCGCCCCGGCAUCGCACCCCCGCUGGCGCUGGGCGCCUACUCGCCCGGCCAGAGCUCCCUCUACAGCUCCCCCUGCAGCCAGGGCUCCAGCGCCGGCAGCUCCGGAGGGGGCGGCGGCGGCGGCGGGGGCAGCAGCACCGGGAGCGCCGGGACCUACCACUGCAACCUGCAGGCCAUGAGCUUGUACGCGGCCGGGGAACGCGGUGGCCACUUGCAGGGCGCGCCCGGGGGAGCUGGCGGCGCAGCCGUGGACGACCCCCUACCCGACUACUCUAUGCCCCCGGUCACCAGCAGCAGCUCUUCCUCCCUGAGUCACGGCAGCGGCCAGGAGGCCGGCCACCACCCUGCAGCCCACCAAGGUCGCCUCACCUCGUGGUACCUGAACCAAGCGAGCGGAGACCUGGGCCAUCUGGCCAGUGCGGCUGCGGCUGCGGCUGCGGCGGGCUACCCCAGCCAGCAGCAGAACUUCCACUCGGUGCGGGAGAUGUUCGAGUCACAGAGGAUCGGCUUGAACAACUCUCCGGUGAACGGGAAUAGUAGCUGUCAGAUGGCCUUCCCUUCCAGCCAGUCUCUCUAUCGCACGUCCGGGGCUUUCGUGUAUGACUGUAGCAAGUUUUGACACCCCCGCCACCUCAAAGCCGAACUGAAUCGAACCGUAGAAUAGGAACAGCCUAAAGAACCAUCAACGCAAAAUCGAAACAAAAAAUCCGGUUUUUAAGAUCUUGAAAAACAUUCUCCAAACCAGCGAACAGAAAGAAUCCCUCCAGAAAUUCAAUUCACCAGCACAAAAACAAGAAACACUAUUUUUUAAAGAUUAAUUCAGAGCCACUUCCACUUUGCCUUAUCUAAAUAAACAAAACCUUAGACCAUUUUACAAAGACAGCAAAAUCAUGGUUUAUUAAAGGACAGUGUUACCGCAGAUAACACGUAAGUUUCUUCUUGCUUUUCAGAGAGCACGCUUUCCUCUUCCUUCUCUCCUGUUCCCUUGCCCUUUUCCUUCCUUCACCUCUCACCUGUAAAAUGUUAUUUUAUCCUAUGUUGAAAGGAGGGGGAAGUCCCCGUGUGUGGAAAUCGCUUUCUUUUUAUUCAUGGACUUGUUUUAAAAUGUAAAUUUCAACAUAGUAAUUUAUUUUUAAUUUGUAGUUGGAUGUCGUGGACCAAACGCCAGAAAGUGUUUCCAAAAUCUGACGUUAAAUUACCCGAAACUUACAUUGUGCCUUUUUUUCAUUAUAAAAGGGAAACUGUAUUAAUCUUAUUCUAUCAUCUUUUUCUUUUUGUUGAACAUAUUCAGUGUUUGUUUGUUAAUAAAUUACCAUUCAGUUUGAAUGAUGCCUAUAUGUCUGGAUACUUUAAUGCAGUCUUAAUUAUUAUUAAAAAUUUCAGAUUAAAAAUUUCAGGUUAAAACAGAACAAAUGACUUAUUCUCCUUCUGAAUCUCUGAAAAAUGGAGAACCCUCUAUUUCCUGUCAAAUUUAAUGUAAAAGCCUUUUUUUUGGUUUAGUUUUUUCCCUGCAGCAUCUCCUGCAAAAUGUACUAUAUAGUCAGCUUGCUUCGUGACUAGUAAAAACAUAUUUUCCUAAACAGAUCUGCGUUGGCAUAUACAUAAGUACAUUUUCUCAGUACUGACAGAGCACAAUUUGGAAGUUGUUAGCCCGUGAACCCGUAUCGCAGUGACACCCGUGUACAGAGGGAGGGGCAUGUGCCUCCAGGUACACACAGAGGUACUCGGCCUGUGUAGCACAUAAAAAAAAUUGGGAUGUGUUAUACAUCCUUGUGAACAAAAUGCUGGAUAGAUGGUUUUCCUAUUUUUUCACUGCUUUAUGAAAAAGGAAAUAUAAACCAUGCAAAUGUAUAUAAUUCAUUCACAUUUACAAUCCAUCUUGUGUUACUUAGAAGGAUUGAAUUUUCUAAAAAAUGUACUGUGGGAUGGAAAGGGAAGUUUAACCUUUGGAAAACUUAGAAGAUAUGUGUGUAGAACGAUUAUUUCUGAAAAAGAUUUAAAGCUAAAAGAAGGAAGGAGGGAAGCGAACAUUUUAGUCUAGGGUGGUUUCUUUCCAAUCCAAUUUUUCUUGCUAAUUUACAGUUAAACCUAGGGGGCAAUUGGAUUGGCCCUCCCCCUUUGUAAAUAACCCAGGAAAUGUAAUAAAUUCAUUAUCUUAGAGUGAUCAGCCCUGUCAAUCAGACUUUGGGGAGAUGGCAAUUUGAUUACAGACAUUCAGGGCCUUUUAGUUUGUUUUCAAGAUAAUACAGUUUCCUGCUAUCUGCCGCUCCUAUCUAGAGGCAACACUUAGCAGUAAUUGCUGUUGCUUGUUGUCAAAAGUUGAUCAUUGUUAAUGGAUUGCUGCAAAUAAAUACACUCUAA